Molecule: messenger RNA, 2307 nt
Organism: Artibeus jamaicensis (Jamaican fruit-eating bat)
Lineage: Eukaryota; Metazoa; Chordata; Mammalia; Chiroptera; Phyllostomidae
Gene: ANO7
Product: anoctamin 7
Biological process (GO): chloride transmembrane transport; calcium activated phospholipid scrambling
Cellular component (GO): plasma membrane
Molecular function (GO): chloride channel activity; protein dimerization activity
Source: RefSeq, a predicted model, not a curated record
AUGCUGCAGAGGCCAGCCCCAGAGGAUGACAGCACAGCCUUGACAGACAUGGCCCCGGGGACGGAGAAGGGGGACUCUGGGAGCACAGCCAGCACCUCGCAGCUUCUGUUCCGGCCGGACGGAGACCAGGUGGCCGCCUACAGGGUGGUGAGCCCUGCCAAGCCCCGGAUCGACUUCAUCCUGGUUUGUGAGGAAGACCCGAGGCUGGGUGGGCAGCAGGACAGUGCUGCCCAGGACAGGACAGACACACACAGGGCCUGGCGGGAGGCCUUCCUGGAUAAGCUUCGUGUGGCUGGGCGGCAUGUGGACCAGCUGUUUGAGAUCCUGGCCAAGACCCCGUACGGCCACGAGAAGAAAGGUCUGUUUGGGAUCCAACAGCUGCUGUCACAGGGCGUCUUCAGGGCAGCCUUUGCCCUGCACGAGGGCCCCUUUACGAUGCCCCCGGAGGGCACGAGGGCCCCGGGCCCCAACCAGCAGCAGGUCCUGUUCUGGCACUGGGCCCGCUGGCGCUCGUGCCACAAGUACUAGCCCCUGGAUCACGUGCGCAGGUGCCCGGGGAGAAGGCGGCUCCACUUCGCCUGGCUCGGGUUCUACACAGGCUGGCUUCUGCCUGCAGCUGUCGUGGGCAUGGUGUUCCUGGUGGGCUGCUUCCUGGUGUUCUCGGACAUACCCAUGCAGGAGCUGUGCGGCAGCGCACACAGCUUCGAGAUGUGCCCGCUCUGCCCACUGCCCCUCUGGACGCUCUCCAGGGUGUGCGCCCUGGUCCAGGCCGGCCGGCUCUUCAACCACGACGGCACCGUCUUCUUCAGCGAGUUCCUGGCGCCGUGGCCCAUGCUGCGCCCGGAAACGGAAGAGCCCACGCUGGACCACCACUGGGGCUGCUCCGACCGUGAGGACAUGGAGAGGCGGCGGCCCCAGUUUGCCGCCUCAGCUCCCACGACAGCCCUGAACCCCUCCGUCACGGGCGUGGAGGAACCCUACUUCCCUGAGAGGAGCUGAGUGAGCCGGGGGUCUGUGCUGGUGCCGAUGAUGGUGGCUGUGGUGGCCAUGUGCCUGGUGUCUGUCGUCUUGUACUGCGCCGCUGCGGCCAUGCUGGUGUCCAGGUCGGACCGCACCCUCCCGGUGGCCUGGCCUCGCCGGCUCAUGGUGAACCCGGGGCUCAUGCUCUCCAAGGCCUACGUGGUCCUGACAAGAUGGGAGAUGCACCGGACGCAGACCAGGUUCGAGGACGCCUUCGCCCUCAAGAUGUUUGUCUUCCAGUUCGUCAGCUUCUUCUCCUCACUCUACAUCGCCUUCUUUAAGGGCAGGUUUGUGGGGUACCCAGGCAGCUACCACACCUUGGGGGUCCGAAAUGAGGAGUGCGCGGCUGGAGGCUGCCGAGUCGAGCUGGCCCAGGAGCUCCUGGUCAUCACGGUGGGCAAGCAAAUCGUCACCAAUAUGCAGGAGACCCUCGUCCCAUGGCUGAAGGGCUGGUGGCAGGAGGUCCAGCUUCGCUCCAAGAAGAGGAAGGUGGGGGCUUCCAUGGUCGCAGGCCAGGCGCCCUGGGAGGCAGACUACGAGCUGCUGCCCUUUGGGGGCCUGUUUGAUGAGUACCUCGAAGUGGUGCUGCAGUUCGGGUUCGUCACCGUCUUCAUGGCUGCCUGCCCACUGGCGCCCCUCUUCGCGCUGCUCAACAACUGGGUGGAGAUCCGCCUGGACGCGCGCAAGUUUGUGUGCGCACGCCGGCACCCGGUGGCCGAGCAAGUGCAGGACGUGGGCAUCUGGUUCCCGAUCCUGGCGGGCAUCACACACCUGGCGGGCAUCAGCAACGCCUCGCUGCUGCCCUUCUCGUCCGACUUCCGGCCGCGCGCCUACUCUUGGGACCGCGCCGGCGACCCGCCCACCUCCACUGCGGAGCACAACCGCACUUGCAGGUAUCAGGCGUUCAGGGAAGACGAUGGGCAGUAUUCCCGGACCGACUGGAACCUUCUGGCCAUCCGCCUGGCCUUUGUCAUUGUGUUUGAGCACGUGGUGUUCUCCAUCGGCCGGGCUGACCUCCUGGUGCCUGACCUCCUGCAGUCCGUGGAAGUCAAGGUGAGACGGGAGCAUGACUUGGCCAAGCAGGCGCUGGCCGAGAAGGAAGCUCUCUUUGGGACAAAUGGAGCAAAGGACAGCCGGCCCCCAGCCUCAGAGGAGAGCCUGGGCCUGCAGCCUGGGCGGCCAGAAGCCAGCCAGGGCCCCCCAGUCCCUCCCCUCUGCGGUCCUGUUGGCAGCUGAGGGGCCUGGAGCCAGACCUACCUGGAAGGCAAAGGCCUCUCAGGGCCCUGA